AUGAAUCUCAACCCGAUGACUGCGAAGGAGAAGCCGAACGGCAACAUCCAGUGUCUGGUGUGCAAUUCCGAAGUGAAGCCGAAGAUUUGGACCGCCCAUGUGAAUGGAAAGAAGCACAGAGAAAACAUUGAGAAGCUGAAGAAGACACAGAAACGUGGAAAAGAUGACACCAAAAGUGCCAACGAGCCGCCGAGCAAGAAGCAAAAGGAGGUGCCGAAGCAGGGUCCGAUCAGUCUGCCUACCGACUUUUUCGAUGAAGAGGACAGGUAUUUCGUCAAAAUAGUUUUGAAAAGUAUUGAUCUGCUUCUGUUAAUUUUUAUCUUUCCCAAAUAACCAUAGGUGUUUUGAGUUGAGCGCCGGCAGCUCGGGAUAGGCGAGUGGAAGGGCCUGGUUCGGAAAAAAAAUUUGGCAGCCGUAAGGCUAAGGCUGCCAAAUUUACCGCACUAGAAUCACUAAUGUCUAGAUUGCAGGAGUGUCCUUAAGGCGCCGCAAUCUAGACAUUUCUGACUUUACCCGGACUGUAAGAGAUUGCCAGGUUGGUUCAACUGUCUUAAUUACUUCUAUGGGUCAUAUUCGUCAUACAUGUUUAACAGAAAAUACAAUAGAGGGGGGGGGGUCUUAUAGUUGCCGCUGGUUCGGAAAUUUCAAUCCGACCGCCAGGUCACAAAAAUGCUUUAGCGUUUCUCAAACAUCCCGCACCUAUGCAAAUAACGGCUUUUGAACUUUUAAAAUAUCAAAAUCUUUUUAAAAUUUGAACGUUUCAGUACUCCAUUCCGAAAAGAGGAUUCGAAAGCGGCAGUAGGUGGUAGCCAUUUGAUCGAGGGAGUUCCGGCCGGCUUCUUCGACGACAAACGGCUGGACGGAAACGUGCGGGAGACUCGCGAACGAAACGCCGAAUUGGAUGCAGAAUACGAGCGAUGGAAAGACGAAAUCGGAGAGGAGCAGGUUGAUCAAGAAGCGAAGCAGGAGGAAAGGGAAGCCGCCGUUCAGAGGGAGCUCGAGUUGGAACGGAUCGACGAGCAGAUGGCGGCACUCAAGAAACUGAACGAUAUGGAGAUUCAGAAAGAGAAACGAAUGAAUCAGGCAAAGGAACGGCGGCUGAAAAAAGAACAGGAGGCGAUGGAGGAGGACGAGGAAGACUCAGAAGACAUUGAUCUCGACGCACUCGACUGGAGAGCCAAAAAUAUUUUCUCGUGA
Caenorhabditis sp. 36 PRJEB53466 is the source of this 1197-nucleotide messenger RNA. NCBI's taxonomy places the organism in Eukaryota, Metazoa, Nematoda, Chromadorea, Rhabditida, Rhabditidae. The record is from the annotation of a GenBank genome assembly.